AUGACAUCUGGAAAGGUCGCUUCGAAACGAGACCCCAGAGCAUGGGACGCUCUGACGCCACCGCUCGCAGAAUGGAUCCUGGAUGCCAUGUCGACCAUGGGCUUCGCCAAGAUGACCCCGGUGCAGGCGGCCACUUUGCCCCAGUUCCUGGGCAACAAGGACGUCGUCGUCGAGGCCGUAACCGGUAGCGGCAAGACCCUCUCCUUCUUGAUACCCGUCGUCCAGAGGUUGCUGUCCGUCGACGCACCGACCAAACGACAUCAUGUCGGCGCCAUCAUUGUUUCGCCCACGCGGGAGCUCGCCGCUCAAAUACACACCGUUCUCCAGUCCCUUCUAAAAUUCCACGCCCCCUCCGCCGAGCUGCUGUCGUGUCUCCAAGAUGACGAACAGCGACCUGCGUCCUCCGUACCGGUUGUCAUCCCGCAGCUGCUCGUCGGAGGCACCACGACAACGGCGCAAGACCUGAGCUUCUUCCUGCGAAAUAGUCCGAACCUGCUCAUCUCAUCUCCCGGGCGACUCGUCGAGCUGCUGGCAUCACCGCACGUCCACUGCCCCCAGUCCUCCUUUGAGGUGCUCGUCCUCGACGAAGCCGACAGGCUGCUUGAUCUUGGCUUCAAGCAGGACCUACAAAGAAUCAUCUCGCAAUUGCCGAAGCAAAGGCGCACCGGCUUGUUCAGCGCAAGCGUCAGCGAGGCUGUGAGCGAAAUCAUCCGCGUCGGCCUGCGAAACCCCGUAAAGAUUGAAGUGCGGGUCAAGAUGAAAGAUGGCGGCAUUCUCGAGGACAGAAAAACCCCUGCCAGUCUCAAGAUGGCUUACAUGCUCACACCGGCGAGCCAAAAACUUCCCGCCUUAUCACAGCUUCUGGAUCGGUUACCCGUCAGGCCACAGCGGAGCAUCAUCUUCUUGUCCACGUGCGCCGCCGUCGACUAUUUCCAACACAUCGUACCCCAGCUACUUCCUUCUGGCUUUUCCGUCAUUCCGCUUCACGGCAAGCAUCCUGCGAAAGUGCGCGAAAAGAAUUUUCAAAAGUUCUUGACCUCGGUUUCCUCCACAAUUCUUUUGACAACAGACCUUGCCUCUCGAGGCCUCGACAUUCCCCAGGUGGACCUCGUUGUGCAGGUUGAUGCACCGUCGGACCCAAAAGUGUUUAUACAUCGCAGCGGAAGAGCCGGGAGAGCAGGUCGGAAGGGCUUGGCCGUGGUGAUGCUGCAUCCCGGAAGGGAGGAGGACUACAUCAGAUUCCUGGAAGUCCGCAAGACUCCCAUAAUUCCGCUGCAGAAGCCAGAGAUACGUGUUUCGGAGCAUGACGUCAAGGCGGCAACGGAAAAGAUCCGGACACUUGCCCGAGCGGAUAGAGCCGUCUAUGACAAGGCUCAGAAGGCCUUCGUCAGCUGGGUCCGAAGCUACUGCGCCCACCAGGCGACGUCGAUCUUUCGUGCCACGGACCUGAACUGGGCAGAUCUUGCCAACGCCUGGGGUCUUCUUCGCAUGCCCAAGAUGCCGGAGCUCAAGGGGUGGGAAGGUGACAAGACGUUGGGGAUAGAAAUGGACUGGGACACGUUUGCGUACAAGGACAAGGCGCAAGAAACGGCGAGGCAGGUGGCCCUCGAAGCCGAGAGGUCAGGUGAGACGAAAAGCAAGGCCGCCGAUGCGAAGAGAAAGCGAAAGCAGAACGAGGCCUGGAGCUCCAAGCUGGGCCAGGAGGAGGUGCGCGUCGAAAGGCGCGAGAAGCGACGGAAGAAGCGGGAGGCCGAAAAGAGGAUGACCAUGACCGAGGAAGAAAAGGUCAAGCAGAUGGAGCUGGACGAGCUGCUCGCCGAAAUCAGGAAGAAGAACCAAGCCAAGCCGGCUGCGUCCAAAGGUGACGAGUUUGAGGGCUUUGCCGAUUAG
Drechmeria coniospora is the source of this 1890-nucleotide messenger RNA. Its product is annotated as DEAD/DEAH box helicase. The record is from RefSeq and is a predicted model, not a curated record. Lineage: Eukaryota; Fungi; Ascomycota; Sordariomycetes; Hypocreales; Ophiocordycipitaceae. Gene Ontology annotation, cellular component: nucleolus. Gene Ontology annotation, molecular function: RNA helicase activity; nucleic acid binding; ATP binding. The coding region runs from base 1 to 1890 and encodes 629 amino acids. The transcript is spliced from 2 exons.